UGCGUUCUCCAGUCGCUUGCAUUUACCCCCAUAGCACUCACCGCAGGAGGGGAAUACGGAGGGGCUCGUAUUUGAAGAGCGGCCGCGCGAUUUUGCCCGGCAAACGAGAGGGAGAAGCCACGGCUUCAACCGCGCGCGGCAACCCUUUGGCGAACAAACGCGGAGCGCGUUGACAGUUGAUCGAGAAAGCGCGACUUCGGAGGUGCGACCUGAAGAAACCGAAGGGUUCUUCGAGAGCGGCUCGGCGUUUCAAAGGACGAUUUCGAUAUGAAGGUUACCGAAUACUUCUGCUGCGCGCUCGCUUGCAUGUGUCUGCUGAAGGUGGUAAAUACCGAGAUAUCGAGGGAUAAGUUUGAACACCAGCUCUUGGACGCCCUUACAACGGAGAGGACGAUGAAACCGAAGAGACCUUUUUGCAACGCUUUUACGGGAUGCGGUAGAAAAAGGAGUUUUUCCGCAAGUACACCCACUCUGCGGGACUCGCAGGACUUCCGUGCGAGCGACAACGUACAACUUCCGGUCUCGCUGUAUAAAGCGCUGCUGAAUGCCGCUAAACAAAACACCUGGGACGCGAUCGAUCGUGAGGAAUACGAUUACCGAUUACGACGAGUACCGCAGUUCUAUCUACCGGGUCAAAUGCCUCUCCGCGAUACGCUAGAAAGCUAAUCUGUCUGACAAACUUUGACGCGUGGGCGCCGGCUAGGAUUCACGAUUCAGGAUACCUUUUGUUCUCAUUUUCGAGUGUACAUCGUAAAAUAUACGCGCGACAUCGAUGAGAUGUUUAAAUAAAAAAGAAACAAAAAAAAAAAGAAUUUAAUCAAUACAGUACAGCAACCCUUUCAAGUGGAAACUUCACUUUUAUUUCGGAAAUUCGCAAAAUCGCGUCCUGUUGCGUCUUCUUCGCGGCGUCCACGACUCGAUACUAAUACUUACUUUCGCUUAGUUGCUUGCUUUCCGCCUCGUCAUAGUUAAAAGGACGUAAAUGUGAACGAAAAAAAUGCAUACAUAUAUACACACACACGCACACAUAUAUAUGCACACACAUAUAUACUCAUAUAUACACAUGCAAUGGUACGAUAUAGUCAUUUUAUUUUACACACAACUUUUGCGCGAAACACUCUCUCCUCCCGUCUUUAUCGUCGGAGAAUUCUACUACUGCUGCGCGCGAAUCGUCCGCGAAGGAAGCAUAUAAAAUUAUAAUCGAUGUAAUUAUCGAUACUAGCUAGAAUUAGCUUCGAGAUCUUCGCUCGUUCUUAAGGGUUCUCGAUAGCUAUGUGUUUAUUUGUACGCACCACUCAUAUUCCCUGCCGAAAGAUCAUAAUUGAUUUGCUGUUAACGACUUCGAACCAUAUAUUUUUUAAAUGACUGUUAAAUUACAUCUGGUUUGUAUCCAAUAAAUUCUAUAAAAUCUGUUGUCUAGUUAAUUACUAUAUUCAAUAUAUAAUUAUUCUACUUAUUAUAUACUUCCUAGACAAUACAAAUUACU
Messenger RNA from Odontomachus brunneus, 1486 nucleotides. Its product is annotated as cardioactive peptide-like. The coding region runs from base 268 to 666 and encodes 132 amino acids. The record is from RefSeq and is a predicted model, not a curated record. Lineage: Eukaryota; Metazoa; Arthropoda; Insecta; Hymenoptera; Formicidae. The transcript has 4 exons.